AUGACCGAUCUUGGUUAUGGUGUAACUUGCACUUUACGUGCUAAUCGUAUUAGCAACUGCCCAAUACCAUCAGAAAAGGAUAUGAACAGAAUGCCACGUGGUUACUGUGAAUCAUUCGUUUCAGAUAAUGAAGAAUGUAGUAUUGUGGCUUGGAAGGAUGCAAAAAGAGUUUUAUUAGGAUCUGAUUUUGUUGAUGAAGAUCCAAAUGUUAUGUUAAAACGGUGGUGCAAACAUCAGAAAGUUUAUGUGGAAGUUCAAGCACCACAAAUUGUUGAUUGUUAUAAUAAACAUAUGGGUGGUGUUGAUACAUUGGGCAUGAUGGUUGCAUUACAUCCAAUUCAAUUUCGUUCCAAAAAAUGGUAUACAAUAAUUAUUUGGCGUAUAUUUGAUUUAAUGGUUAUUAAGUCAUGGAUUUUAAUGAAAAAUAUUAGUGACUUUCUUGCAGAUGUUAAUGGCGCAGCAAGUGGAGAAAAUUCCCAAACUCAUUUUACUUCACCACUAUCAUCAACAACAAACACAUCAUAUCUUCAUUUACAAUCAUCUGAUGAGGAAAACGAUAACGAAAUCCAUGUAUCAAGAAAACGAAAGCGUGAAUACCAAUUAGCUGUUGUCAAAGAAUUGUGUUUUAAUGGCUUUAAUUAUUUACCAAAAUUUAUUCAAACAAAAAAUGCUAGUCGUUGCAAAAAUGAAGAAUGUGAACAAAAACACGUUGGUAUUGCAUAA
Messenger RNA from Rotaria socialis, 723 nucleotides. The record is from the annotation of a GenBank genome assembly. Lineage: Eukaryota; Metazoa; Rotifera; Eurotatoria; Philodinida; Philodinidae.